AAUGCGGUGGCCGGCUGGCGCAGGAGAGCUAUGCAUGCGUGCUAGAGCACAGUUCGCGUGCCGAAUUCUCUGUCGUCGCUACAGGUAGUACGCGAUCUUGUGAAAACAAUGAUGGCGCCGAGUGACGGAAGUAAAUCGUGUGUAAAGUGCCAAAAAACAGUUAAUAGCAGGGAAAUAGCUUUAGUGUGUGGAUUAUGGUGUAGAAAAUCAUUCCACAGUGAUUGUGUAGGCCUUAGUAACAGAGCGGCCCGUGCAGUGUCGUGUUCUAAAGAGCAAAUUAAGUUUCAUUGUGAAGCUUGCGAAAAUAGGUUAGGUAUCGAACUUGUCAGAGGAAAAGAAGCUCAUGAACCUAAAAGCUUAGAGAACAAUGUAAACAGUUGCUUACUGGAGCUUGUAGAAAAUCUUCUCAAGUUAACAUAUGAAAUAUCACAUGAUAACUCGGCAAUAAAUAGAAAGCUAGAUACAGUUCUAAGUUCAAAUGCAAGAUUGGAAGAGUAUUUAUUACAGUCCCUAAAGCGUUACGAAAAACGUAGUGGAGAAACCCCUGCCAACAGUGUAGUGUGUAAGGAAAGUGAUCCUAUUAGACGAAUAACUGAAAUUAAUGUGGUAAACGACACAACUUCACAUAACCAAAGUGGAAAUGGUAAACAAAUGUGCUGUCCAUCAGAGCAUCAACAAACUGAUAACAGUUCGCUGCAUAUUGCAAGCGAUCUCCCCAGACAUUUAACUGAUGGUCAACAACAAAACGUUGCAGAAGCAUGCAGUUCAAAUUGUCUGCAAGAGUGGGGGGUGCCUGAUGACCACAGUGGUACACAGGACGCACGAAGCAUCUUUAAAGAGUGUCUGCAGGAGUGGGAGGUGCCUGGUGACCACAAUGGUACGCAGGAUCCACUUUGCAUUAAUAAAGAGAUAUGUCCACCUUCAGCAGACUUUGCUGUGUCUGGCACAUUCAACAUUGAGAAAAUGGAGGGCGAGGAAGACGAGAAAGCAGUGAGCGAAGAUGUUGGGCAGGAAUGUUCAACUUCAGAAGAUAUUGUCGGGCCUAGCACAUUUGUUGUUGAGAAAAUUGAGAAUGAGGAAGACGAGGAGCCAGUGGAGGAAGAGGACUUCAAGGAGCUCAAACAUGAAGUACAAGUACAGCUGACAAGUAAUGGCAGUGAAUCAGAAAGCACCAGCCCUGUUGGCAUCGAGGACGCCAAGAGUCUUGAUGGCAGCUGGAAUUUGGUUACCAACGUUUCACAGGCUGCAGGAACAGGCUACAAGAUACAAUACACCACCAAAGAGAAAGUCUCCUGCGGGAAUAAAAGUGGUACAAGUUGUCUGGUGCAUUGUUGUGACAUUUGUAAAAAGAUGUUUGCAAAUUUGAGGGACCUGAAGGAUCACACAUGCAUGAUCAGAUGUACCUAUCAUUCGUGCUGUGUGUGUCCCAAGAAAUUCGCAAGGAGGAGUGAUUUGAAGAGGCAUUUCCUUGUGCACACUGGUGAACGCCCGUACAGCUGUGGCGUCUGCGGCAAGACAUUCUCGGAACGUGGCACACUGAAGCGGCAUGCGCUCUUGCACACUGGUGAACGCCCGUACAGCUGUGCCGUUUGCAGCAAGAGAUUCAUCCAACAUAAUCAAUUGAAGCAACAUUCGCGGUUGCACGCUGACGUAGGUCCCCACAUCUGUGGUCUUUGCAACAAGACGUUCAAACAUAAAAUGUCCCUGAAGCGGCACGCGCAGUUGCACACAGGCGAACGCCCGUACAGCUGUGCUGUCUGCAACAAGACAUUCACACAACUUAGUUAUCUGAAGCAGCAUUCGCUGGUGCACGCUUUCGGACGUGCUUAGAUUUGUGGUGUUUGCGAGAAGACACUCGUGGAAAACAAGCAUUUGAAGCAGCAUUUGUGGUUUCGCACUGGUGAACGCCCUUGCAGCCGUAUUGUGCGUCAUGAUAAAUACAGGGUAUCAGCAACCUGGGGGAAUACUGGACCCUGCACACUCGUACUGAACCAUACAACUGCUGCAUAUGUCAAAAGAAAUUCUCAUCUAGUUGCAUCCUGAAAAAACACUUAGUUCUUCAUGUGAUAGAACAUCAAUACCCUUGUGGUAUGCUUCUGUAAAUAUUGGCAACAAUGUACAGGCUAGAAAAACAUUUAUUUUUGUAUUUUCGUACACAGGGCAACUGAGAACUGCCUGAAAACACACUUUGUGAGAGCACAAUGACAGCAUCUACAUUGUGCCAUAAGACGUUGAAGAGUAAAAAUGGAUUAAAAUGCUUGUGAAUUCUUA
Schistocerca piceifrons (Central American locust) is the source of this 2271-nucleotide messenger RNA. Its product is annotated as zinc finger protein 135-like. The transcript has 7 exons. Gene Ontology annotation, cellular component: nucleus. Bases 109 to 1830 code for a protein of 573 amino acids. NCBI's taxonomy places the organism in Eukaryota, Metazoa, Arthropoda, Insecta, Orthoptera, Acrididae. The record is from RefSeq and is a predicted model, not a curated record.